GUAAAUUGUGUCGAUUUAGUAUCUUGAUGUCACGUGAUUAAAAAUUCGAUUUACCCGUUUUUAAAUUAUUGAAUCCAGAUAUUUAUCGGUACUCUUUUGUCAUUAAUCUUAAAAGUUGGAUUAAUUCUAGAAAAAUACACCCGAUGCUCCUGCCAUCUCGUGUUCGUAAAGAUAAGUAUAAAAGCAUGCUGUUUGGUGACAUCUGAUCGGUAUUUCUAGUCAGGAUAGAAAAUAUAUAUGUCAAAAAAUAGAAACAAGAAGGGAUUAAAAGCUGGAAACAAGAAAUAUGCCGCAGAGAGACAGAAUAAAAUGAGAAUAUGCAGUAACGAAGCUAAUGAUGAAUUGGAAUCUCACUUUGAUGAUUUAAAGCUUGAUGAGAAAGAUGACGAUUCUUCUUAUCCCACUGUACCGUUUAACGUGGCAAUGUGGGAUCUGAAUCAUUGUGAUCCAAAAAAAUGCUCGGGACGUAAAUUAUCUAGACUCGGACUUAUAAAAACUUUAAAACUAGGCCAGCGAUUUAAUGGAAUUAUUUUAACUCCAUCAGCCAGCCAAUGUGUUGCUCCAGAUGACAAAGAAAUUAUUGAUAAAUAUGGAGUUGCAGUUGUCGAUUGUUCUUGGGCCAGAAUUGAUGAAACACCAUUUUCAAAAAUGAAAGGGUCACAUCCCAGACUGUUACCUUAUCUAGUGGCUGCUAAUCCGAUUAAUUACGGUCGACCGUGUCAAUUAUCUUGCGUUGAAGCAUUGGCGGCAGUGUUUUAUUUAAUCGGUUAUGAUGAUUUUGCACACAUGUAUUUAAAAAAAUUUAAAUGGGGUCAUUCGUUUCUCGAACUCAACAAAGAGAUUUUAGAUAAGUGUCGGGAAUGCCAUACUAGUUUAGAAGUUGUACGAGUACAAGAACAACACUUAAAUCUGUUGGAAGAGGAAGCUGCUGCUAAGAAAGAUGAGAUUGACUUACCACCAUUGGUAGAAAGCAGUACUGAUGAUGACGAAGAUGAUUAAAAUGUUAAUUAUUUGUAAUAAAGUUUGAUGAAAAAUCA
Molecule: messenger RNA, 1037 nt
Organism: Centruroides sculpturatus (bark scorpion)
Lineage: Eukaryota; Metazoa; Arthropoda; Arachnida; Scorpiones; Buthidae
Product: ribosome biogenesis protein TSR3 homolog
Exons: 7
Coding region: 238-999 (253 amino acids)
Biological process (GO): maturation of SSU-rRNA
Molecular function (GO): rRNA small subunit aminocarboxypropyltransferase activity
Source: RefSeq, a predicted model, not a curated record